UUGUUUACGUGGCGGCUUGAAAAUCAAUUGAGAAUUUUGUUAGUCUAAAAUUAAAUUGUUAGGGAAUGUUAUAUUAUAUAGUAUGUCUAUUAUGAUUUUCAAAUGUUUCUCUAGUAAUAUAUAGGGAAUGUUACAUCUUUUCAAAUGUUUCUCUAGUAAUCAUAUAAAUACAAUAAUAAUUACAUCUUUUCAAAUGUUUCUCAAUUAACAUAUAAGGAUUAGAAACGGUAUUAAAUCUCCCGCUGUAGAAGGUCUAGGCAUAAAACGUUGACCUAAUUAAAAAUGGAUAUACAAAGACGUCAAAAACAUAUAUUACAAGGAAAUGAUACAAAUACUUGCGUAAGAGACACACAUUAGGUUUUUACCAGAGAAAGAGAGUCAACGAAGAAAUGUCUUUGAUUACUACGGAAGCAUCGCCGAGUCUCUCCCUCAUAGAGAAUGGCGGCGGAAGCGACAAGCGGACGGCGGAGUUGUCGAGAAGUAACCGGAGAACGGUACAGAAUCUAUCGGCGACGUCGUUGAUGAGGAAUAGAUCGGAUCUGAAGCUGAUUUCGAGAGUUCGUUGGGAGUUUAUGAAGAGAAUGUUAACGAAUCUUCAGGAAGUUCUUCUCGGCACAAAACUCUUCCUUCUCUUUCCCGCUGUUCCCCUUGCCGUCGUCGCUCACCGCUAUGGAUGUCCACGUGCGUGGGUGUUUGCGUUGAGCUUGCUUGGAUUGAUACCUUUGGCUGAACGUAUUAGUUUUCUCACAGAGCAAAUUGCUUUCCAUACUGGUCCAACAGUCGGGGGAUUAAUGAACGCGACAUGUGGGAAUGCAACGGAGAUGAUAAUAGCGAUUCUAGCGGUUGGACAGAGGAAGAUGAGGAUUGUAAAACUCUCACUUCUUGGCUCUAUCCUCUCCAAUCUUCUCUUCGUCUUGGGCACUUCUCUCUUCUUUGGUGGUCUCUCCAAUCUCCGCAAACACCAAUCUUUUGACCGAAGACAAGGAGAUAUGAACUGCAUCUUGCUGUUUCUUGCGCUAUUAUGUCAUACACUACCAAUGAUAUUAAGAUUCGCAACACAGGCUGCUGGGGGAUCAGCAACAAAUGCUACUAACGUUUUAGUAGUUCAUCCAACAAGAAACGAAGAUGGAUCAGAUGUUCUUGUCUUGUCAAGAGCAAGCAGCUUCUUGAUGCUCUUUGCUUACUUGGCUUUCCUCAUCUUUCACCUCUUCUCUUCUAGUCUCACUCCUCCACCUCCACCUCCACCUCCACCUCCUCAGAGGGAAGAAGAAGAAGAAGAUGUUUAUGACGAUAACGUGAGUGACAAGGAAGAAGAAGAAGCCGUGAUUGGAAUGUGGAGUGCGAUUCUCUGGCUUAUUACAAUGACACUACUCGUUGCUUUGCUCUCCGACUAUCUUGUCUCCACUAUUCAGGACGCAGCAGACUCGUGGGGAUUAUCGGUGGCAUUCAUAGGAAUAAUAUUGUUACCAAUUGUUGGUAAUGCAGCUGAGCAUGCUGGUGCCGUCAUCUUUGCCUUCCGUAACAAACUCGAUAUAACUCUGGGAAUUGCGCUUGGGUCUGCAACACAGAUUGCUUUGUUCGUGGUACCAGUCACAGUGUUAGUGGCAUGGGCAAUGGGAAUAGAAAUGGACCUUAACUUUAACCUCCUUGAGACCGCAUGUCUUGCCUUGUCCAUCCUCGUCACUUCCUUCACAUUGCAGGAUGGGACUUCGAAUUAUAUGAAAGGCUUGGUUCUUCUUUUGUGUUAUAUUGUCAUUGCUGUCUGCUUCUUUGUCGCUAAUUCACCUUCAGCCGAAACAAGUACAACUAAUCAUACAUUGACAAAAAGGUAACUGAACUAUGUUUGACUCCUUUUUGUAUUUUUCAUAUUUUAUUUUCGGAUUAUAUAUUGUGUAUAUUAUAACAUUAAUAUUUUUUUAUAAAAGGAUUCCUUUUGUUACAUUAUUUUCUAUUAGGGUAUUCAGUAAGGUCACAGAGUAUAUACAAAAAAGGUAUGCUUCCCAAGUAAUAUUAGUCAUUACGACCAGAAUUACCAUAUAUAUCGUAAUAUGGUUGUAAAAAUUGAUGAAAUGAUAAUUUAUAACAAUAUCGUCGAUAA
This is a messenger RNA of Brassica napus (rape), 2098 nucleotides long. Its product is annotated as vacuolar cation/proton exchanger 4. Gene Ontology annotation, cellular component: plant-type vacuole membrane. Lineage: Eukaryota; Viridiplantae; Streptophyta; Magnoliopsida; Brassicales; Brassicaceae. Gene Ontology annotation, molecular function: calcium:proton antiporter activity. The transcript is spliced from 12 exons. Bases 390 to 1832 code for a protein of 480 amino acids. The record is from RefSeq and is a predicted model, not a curated record. Gene Ontology annotation, biological process: intracellular calcium ion homeostasis; calcium ion transmembrane transport.